This is a messenger RNA of Alternaria atra, 1302 nucleotides long. RefSeq lists its product as uncharacterized. The record is from RefSeq and is a predicted model, not a curated record. Gene Ontology annotation, molecular function: nucleotide binding. Lineage: Eukaryota; Fungi; Ascomycota; Dothideomycetes; Pleosporales; Pleosporaceae. The transcript has a single exon. The coding region runs from base 1 to 1302 and encodes 433 amino acids.
AUGGCGGGGGAGAACAAGCAAAAGAAAUAUGCUCUGAUUGGUACAGGCGGUCGUUCGUCUUUUUUCUACACCGCAAUAGCGACGACCUACAAAGAGACAUCCGUUGUCGUAGCGCUAUGCGAUACCAAUCAAACACGACUGGACUUUGCGAACUCGCAGUUGGAGUCUCUUGGCCAUGCCAAGGUUCCCACUUUCAAAGCGUCGGAUUUCGAGCGAAUGAUCCGGGAAACGAAACCAGAUGAGGUCAUCGUAACAACAAUCGAUCGUACACACAACAUCUACAUCGUCCGCGCACUGGAACUAGGUUGCAAUGUUGUAACAGAGAAACCCAUGACUAUUGACGCACCGCGAUGCCGCGAGAUAUUCGACGCUGUCGAGCGAACGGGCAAGAAAGUGCGCGUUACGUUCAACUACCGUUACGCACCGCACAACACCAAGGUCUGGGAACUCCUUCGGUCUGGAGCGAUCGGAAGAGUGACUAGCAUACAUUUCGAAUGGAUGCUCAACACGUCACACGGUGCAGACUAUUUCCGUCGCUGGCACCGUGAUAAGCGUAACAGCGGAGGUCUGCUUGUCCACAAAUCAACACAUCAUUUCGACCUCGUCAACUUCUGGUUAUCAUCGCGUCCGGAAACCGUUUACGCACAGGGAAACCUGAACUUCUACGGACGAGAGAACGCUGAGAAGAGAGGUGUACAGGAAUUCUAUACACGAGCCCAUGGUAGUGAGGUAGCAAAGAAAGAUCCAUUCGCCCUGCACAUGGACCAAAAUGAGAAGUUGAAGAAGAUGUACCUCGAUGCGGAGCAUGAAGACGCAUACUAUCGCGACCAAAGCGUCUUCGGCGACGGCAUAAGUAUAGAAGAUACAAUGAACCUCCUAGUAAAGUAUGAGAAUGGCGCGGUACUCACCUAUUCUUUGACCGCCUACGCACCCUGGGAAGGUUUCCGUGUAUCGUUCAACGGUACCGGCGGCCGUGUGGAAAUGGAGGUCGUCGAGAACAGCUAUGUGAAUAGUGGGGGAGACCAAUCGCUUGAGGGAUCGCUCGAAAAGCGAUCGAUCACACUCAGAAAGCUAUUUGAGAAGCCCGAGGACAUAGAAAUCCCCGAUUCUGUCGGUGCGCAUGGCGGUGGUGAUGAAGUCCUGCUAGCAGACUUGUUUGGUGAGCAAGGUGCAGAGAUCGAUCAGGAUAUGAGAGCUGCGAGCCACAUCGAUGGUGCGCUUUCGAUUCUCACAGGUAUCUGUGGAAACAAGUCGAUGGCUACGGGGCAAGUUGUGAAAGUUAGCGACGUCUUCGUGGUGUAG